AUGCCCGAUAACCUUCCUUCCCAGGAAAAUAUCGCCUUUUUCAAUGGACAACUGCUGCCGGAAAGGGAUGUAGGAAUUUCGAUUCGCGACCGAGGGUUCAUCUACGGAGACGCAGUUUUUGACGCCACUCGCACAUUCAACGGCCAGACAUUCAAGCUCCGGGAACAUGUAGAACGACUGUACAAUUCGUUGCGCUACCUUCGGAUUGACCCGGGUAUAGACCCUGCAAAAAUGGAGCGGUGGUCCCUUGAAGUAGUAAACCACAACUAUCCUCUGCUGCCCCCGGGUCAGGAUAUGUGGGUAAUGCAGCGGAUCAGUCGCGGCGUCGAAUCGUCGGAGCCGGGAGCGGAGUCGCGACCCACCGUUCUGAUUGAAAGCCACGCCAUACCUUUCGCUCGUCGAGCCUCUCUUUACCGCGAUGGUAUCAGGGUCGUAACGCCUUCCGUACCGCGCAUCCCUCCCCGGUUUGUCAGUCCCCGGGCCAAGACUCACAAUUAUCUGAACCUGAUCAUGGGAGAACUGGAGGUCCACGAGACUGACCCCGAUGCCUGGGCCGUGCUGCUGGACGAGUCAGGCAACCUUACUGAAGGCAAGGGCAGCAAUAUUUUCUUGGUCAAGGACGGCACUGUAGCUACACCCCAAGGUCGUUUCGUGCUGGAGGGUAUCACUCGCAGCGCAGUGCUGGACCUGGCGUCCGGCCUCAGCCUGCCUGUUGCCGAGGAAGACCUCGACUUGUUCGACGCCUAUACUGCCGACGAAGCUUUUCUCACUUCCACCAGCCUGUGCAUCUGUCCCAUUUCUUCCAUAAACGGAGCCAGGAUAGGAGACGGCAAGGUGCCAGGGCCCGUUACCAAUCAACUGAUGGCCGCGUUCAGCGAUAUGGCUGGAAUGGAUUAUGUGAACCAAUACCUGUCGCACUUGCCUUCCUGA
Molecule: messenger RNA, 930 nt
Organism: Geodia barretti
Lineage: Eukaryota; Metazoa; Porifera; Demospongiae; Tetractinellida; Geodiidae
Source: the annotation of a GenBank genome assembly